Messenger RNA from Parasteatoda tepidariorum (common house spider), 1476 nucleotides. RefSeq names its product degenerin mec-10-like. Gene Ontology annotation, biological process: sodium ion transmembrane transport. The record is from RefSeq and is a predicted model, not a curated record. Gene Ontology annotation, molecular function: ligand-gated sodium channel activity. Gene Ontology annotation, cellular component: plasma membrane. NCBI's taxonomy places the organism in Eukaryota, Metazoa, Arthropoda, Arachnida, Araneae, Theridiidae.
UAAUUUUAUAUUAAUUACAUAAAGAUGAAAAUGGAUGUAUGGGAAAGAUACUCUACAACAAAAAUGUCUAAAAAGAAAAGCAAUGAACCAAUGCAAAAUGUCUUCUUAGUGAAGAAAACUUUAGCCUAUCGAGUACUUUAUUUUUUGGGAGCUAUAGCCUAUUUUUCAGGAUGCUUAUAUCAGACAUUGGCUUUUUUAAAAAUAUACUUCAAGUAUCCAACUACAAUGGAAGUUAAUGUUAAACAAGCCCCUGUUCUCAAAUUUCCAGCGGUUACAGUAUGUAAUGGAAACAGAGUUCGACAAAGUAUGUGGUGCAACUUGGAUAAAUCAAUUUGUGAGAAAAAUGAAGGCGAAAGUGAUGAUAUUUAUGUAACUAGAAUGAUGGAAGCCUAUAAAUAUUUGAACCGAUCUAUUAGGAUAACUAUGGGUCACACCAGAGAAGAUUUAAUUCGAUCUUGCCAGUUUGAGGAACGAAUUUGCGACGGUUUGAUAGGUCAAUAUUUCAAUUAUGAAUACACCAAUUGUUAUACAAUCAAUGCUCGCUGGGCCAAUGCAUCAGCCAUUCCUUUAAAUGCCAGUAUGUUUCGACCAAGGAGUGGGCGCUCUUCAGAGUUGUCCAUAAUGUUGAACUUAGAAAGUCAUGAGUACAGUCCGAUGAAUCCUGUUGUGAGGGCACGAAUGACUAUACACGAUCCUGAGACUAUUCCCAAUCCUCAAUAUGAUGGUGUCAGUUUGCAACCUGGACGAACUUACAACUACGGGAUAAGAGAGAGUACCAUCCACGUACUACCAGAGCCUUACCAGACUAACUGCAAGAAUUAUACUGGCCUUAAGGAAAGAAGAACCGGUGCAAAACAGACGCAAGAGGAUUGCAUGUCCCAAUGUUGUGCAGAGUACCACGUAAAAUAUUGUGAUUGUACAGUCCAUAGAUUAUCCCUCAUUUAUGAUAUUCGAACCUGCUGGAAACAAAAAGAGAAAAAUUGUCUGAAGGAUCAUGAUCAAGAAGUAAAAAAAUUAUGUUACCCAGAAUGUCGUAUGCCUUGCACCAAGAUUACUUAUACUUAUUUAGCUGUUGACUCAUAUGCACUUCAACAAGGUGCAUGUGAAGAUGUAGACAUGUUUAAUCGAACGCUAUCAGAUGAAGAUAAGAGUAAGCUAAUCUGCCUUCGUGUAUAUUACGCCACUGCAGAUUCGGAGAUAUACACUCAUCGACCCAAAUAUAAUGGGAUCCAAGUAUUCAGCGUUAUUGGAGGAUACAUUGGUUUAUGGCUUGGAGUAUCAUUACUGGAUAUUCAUGGCUAUUUUGUGAACGGGGCAUUUCUGUGUUUCCAGAAGAAAAAAGCCUCAAAAGAAAGUCAUAAACGUAAUAGUGUACAAAAUAUCCAAAACAAAAUUUCAAAUCAUCGAUAUUGACGUGAAUUUGCUUUGAAAUGCAGAGCUAUAAAGUUUACUUCGACACUUGCGUAAUAAUCUGUA